AUGGGACGAAAGCAUUAUCUGCGAUGCAGUGAUUCUAACCUAACUGACGAUGAGGAGUACGUUGAGAGAGAAGCUGCAGAGAACGUCCCGGGGGCUAGAGAGGGACAUACCGAAACUGGGACCGUCAGUCAGCCGUUGCACUUGGAAUCCAUGGAUACGCACAAUGUGGUGAAUGCUGCAGGUAAUGGGGAUCAAGCCCCCGGAACUCAGUAUGAUGGUGGUGACGAUUCUGCCAAAAAGGGAACCGUCGAGAUUGCAGCGGAAAGUUGGGAUGUUGAAGCGCCGUCUCUUUUCCUCGCAGUUUUACACUGUCAAAAUGCCCAAGUACCCCGAAAGCUCGGUCCGAAAAUGCAAGAUAAGGUUGCUGUCCUGGCAGAUUACUAUCAAUGCAAGGAAGUAUUGGGGCUUUUUGCGGAAUUAUGGUUUCCGUUUCUAGAAGAACUUCCCACAACGUACUGCCGGAAUCUGAUGCUGUGUUUAUGGGUAUCAUGGUUCUUCGGCCUACCUAGUCAGUUCCAACCGCUCACCUCGACUGCAAUGUCACAGAGCAGCUUUUCGAUCAACAAUGUCGGGCUUCCGAUCCCUCAUAGUGGGAUUGAUAUGGGCGAUACCUGA
Aspergillus heteromorphus CBS 117.55 is the source of this 615-nucleotide messenger RNA. RefSeq lists its product as uncharacterized. Bases 1 to 615 code for a protein of 204 amino acids. The transcript is spliced from 2 exons. NCBI's taxonomy places the organism in Eukaryota, Fungi, Ascomycota, Eurotiomycetes, Eurotiales, Aspergillaceae. The record is from RefSeq and is a predicted model, not a curated record.